UGAAAGUUUAGAGCUUAGAGGUGAGGUUGAGCUGCUUGAUGGCCUUCCUGGAGGAGGAGGUCCAGGACCUGGGCCUGUGCUGAAGGCUGGGGGCUGGGUAAGAGAAGGUGCUUGGGGUGGGAGGAGGCUGCUGGGUACCCGGCUUCCUCCCCAGAGGGUUUGCAGGGGCUUGGCAGGGAUGAGAGGAGGCAGGCCCAGGGAGCUUCGGGGCAAAACUCGAUAGGGAGCUAUCUCAGCGGGCUGUGUCUGAGGCCAGCCAGCCAGCUGCCCCAGGGCAUCUUGGGGACAUAAAGGCCACCCAGGGGAAGCCACCCCAGCUCUCCCGCAGCAGUGGCCAGGUGCCCUCCACGAUGCUGCGAGCUGCAUUGAUCGGCUUCCUCCUCGCCAUUCUCAGGGUGCUGCCGGGCUCUGCCCAGGUGCCCAUCCAGGCCAACUUCGAUGCCAGCCAGGUGUGCCAGGGACCCAGGACAAGACCCAGACACACUGCCCCAUCCAGCUGGGGGUGGGCCACAGGGCACAGCCUUCUGCUGGGCUCGCCAUACCAGGCUGGAAGCAGGGUGGGCGGCAGCUGCAUCUCACCCCGAACAAGUCAGGGUGGACGCAGCUGCAGACUGCCAGUGUGGUGCCCAGCCUGGACAGCCGCUGGGUCUGGGCAGGACGUGGCAGCUCAGGCCCUGCACUGCCCUGCAGUUCCAGGGCACCUGGUAUGUGGUCGGGGUAGCCUCUGACAACCAAGGCUUCCUGGCCUCUAAGGAUGACAUGAAGAUGCCCAUGGCUGUAGUGACCGCCUUGGCCAAUGGUGACCUGGCUGUCAGGUUUGGGUACCCCACUCCUGAUGGUGGGUGCCAGAAGACGGAUACGACCUUCACCAAGGGCGCUGUGGAGGGGCAGUUCAGCAACCCAGCCAUGGCGCAGACCGACAUCCGGGUGGCCUUCACGGACUACCGGCACUUCGCCGUGCUGUACUUCGAGAUGCAGCAGCAGGGUGUGCGCAGCGUCUGGCUGCAGCUCUACGCACGUGCUCCCGAGCUGUUUCCUGAAGGCGCCCAGAAGAUGCAGCUGUUGGCCCCCAAAGUGGGCCUGAACCCCAGCCAGGGUGCCAUGCUGCUCAAGUCAGACCAGUGUGCCAGCGCCCUCUCCAGGUGAAGGGUUCAGCCCCAAGUGCCAGCAUUCAAGCACCAAGCCCGGCCCGCUGUGGAGAGCUUCAGCCACCCUGUCCCCGGCCAACCCUGCACAAUAAAUGGUCCUCAAGCCAGCAGCCACGCGUGUUUCUUGGGGGUGGCAGGGAAAGGGGUGGACCUGGGACACUAUUCGCCUGAGCUGGACACUGGCUCAGGC
Tupaia belangeri chinensis (Chinese tree shrew) is the source of this 1338-nucleotide messenger RNA. It is a transcript of the gene LCNL1, whose product is annotated as lipocalin like 1. Bases 439 to 1146 code for a protein of 235 amino acids. Gene Ontology annotation, molecular function: small molecule binding. The record is from RefSeq and is a predicted model, not a curated record. NCBI's taxonomy places the organism in Eukaryota, Metazoa, Chordata, Mammalia, Scandentia, Tupaiidae. The transcript has 6 exons.